Molecule: messenger RNA, 4560 nt
Organism: Ostrinia nubilalis (European corn borer)
Lineage: Eukaryota; Metazoa; Arthropoda; Insecta; Lepidoptera; Crambidae
Exons: 2
Coding region: 1-4560 (1519 amino acids)
Biological process (GO): proteolysis
Molecular function (GO): aspartic-type endopeptidase activity
Source: RefSeq, a predicted model, not a curated record
AUGUCUUCAAUGGAAGAUAUUUUAGCAAACCAAGAGCAACUCAUAGAUGCAAUUUACAAAAUCCAAACCAAUUUCAAGAAAGACGGACGUGAAAGAAAAACAGCAGAUUAUAUUAAACGCAAAAUAUCUACUUUAGACAAUUACUGGGUAGAAUUCAACAACAAUCACAUACAGUUGUGGGCGUGUCAAAACAAGUCUCAUGCCUACUUCACCGAAAACAAGUAUGAACAUAUGAAGUCGACGUAUGAAAACAUCAAAACAGCUCUGCAAAUGUACGAGCCAAUGACAGAAUCCAGGCCGCCGACUCCCCUACUCAAACCUGCAACACCAUUAGCAGCACCAUCGACAUCCACGGCUCCAGCUACACCCAAGGAGUCGCGUGGUACUAACAGCAAAACAGAAGACUUACUGAAAAAGCAAGCAAGUAACUUCAGAGCGUUUCAUAGAACGACAUCCAAUAUCAACAUCGAUUCUAUAACUGAGAAAUGGGAGUUGGAAGACCUGCUUAAUUCUCUGCAAUCACGCUGGUCAGCCAUUGACAGUCUCCACUGGGAGAUUGAUAGCGAAACUCAAGGCACCAGUAACAACGAAUACGAUAGAGCAUUUUCAUCAUACGAGCAAAUGUAUAACAACAUCAAACGAACCAUAAACAGCAAGCUUUGGUCGGUAUCCCAUCGGGAAAAAUCCACUCCUCAGAUGGAUAUACCUACCUUCAGUGGAAAUUACCAUCAGUGGACCUCCUUCAAGGACUUGUUCGUUGAAACAAUACACAACAACCCCUCGUUAUCGAAUGCCCAGAAAAUGCAGUUCCUCAAGGGCAAGGUGCGAGGAGAAGCAGACAGGCUGAUACAACAUCUACCAAUUAGUUCCGACAACUACAAUAUAUGCUGGGAAAUACUCAACCAUCGAUACAAUAACAAGAAACUUAUCUUCACUUCAUACAUAAACAACUUGCUAUCAAUUCCUGCCGUACAGCAACAAUCCUUACAUCAAAUCAAGCGCCUUCACGACACCACAUUGGAAACCCUCAAUGCCAUAAAAAACCUAGGCAUUGAUAUCAGCACAUGGGAUCCGUUGCUAGUACAUCUACUUUCACAAAAACUGGAUAAUGAAUCAUUCACCGACUACAAUGAAUGUCUGGAACAACCACGUGAACUACCAACGAUGUCAGAUUUUUUGAACUUCCUGGAAUGCAAGUUUACAACAAUGGAGUCCUCACGUAGAAAACAAGAUUCACCAACGACAAGGCCUUUAACACAUCAAGCUUCGCCAAAGCCAAAUAAAACAAGAUUUCAAGUAUACUCAAACAAUAACAACAUGGCAGAACAAAACACAAACAACAAUCAACUAAGAACUUACAAGUGUUCUUUAUGCAAUUACAACAAUCAUGGAAUUUAUUUUUGUGAAAAAUUCUUAUCAAUGUCGCCACAACAAAGACUCAAUACAGCAUCAAGACUCAAGUUAUGCUUCAAUUGCCUAAUAAAGCACCAAGGAAACUGUAGAGUGCAAAAACGAUGCCGAGAAUGCCAAGGUCAACAUAACACAGUAUUACACGAAGCCUUUGCAUCACCAAAUAACACAGCAAGACCAAGUACAUCAAGAAUGGUCAACCACAGCAACUCCUCCACGACUACUGUUCCCAUUCAACAACAUGAGUCACCCGAAGUACUGUUGGCAACUGCGAUCGUACAAGUUCAAGCCGCCAAUGGCAACUACUACAAACUACGAGCACUACUCGACCAAGGAUCGCAAACAUCAAUUAUCACCGAGAAAGCAGCUCAAAUUUUAUCAUUACCACGACGUCAAUGUACUGGAGUCAUAACUGGAAUCGGAGCCAAGGAAAAUAACUGCAAGGGAAUAAUAAACAUAACUAUCAAGUCAAAUAACUGCGAAUAUACAUUACAAACCGACGUGCUUAUUAUGAAAACGCUAAUUAACAACCUGCCAAGUAACACAUUAUCGAAACCAUCAUGGCAGUUCCUGGAAAACAUACAACUAGCAGACCCUGAGUUCUACAAAAGUCGCCCCGUCGACCUACUUUUGGGGGCGGAGGUGUACUCUAACAUCAUCUUGGAUGGCAUCUGUCGAGAAAACAAUCAAACACCAAUUGCGCAACAAACGCGAUUUGGUUGGAUAUUAAGCGGAAGCGCCAAUACAACUACAUUACAAUGCAACGUCUUAUUAAACAACAUUGAAGAUAUACAACGAUUUUGGCAAAUUGAAGACAUUACACAACAAGAGUCAUCAUUAUCAUCUGAAGAUCAAGCAUGCAUAGAAUUUUACAAAGCAACAACCGUUCGACGAGAGGAUGGGAGAUAUCAAGUAAAACUUCCUCUAAAACCCAACUUCAUACAAGGAUUGGGAACGUCAAAACACAGGGCCAUUGCGCAAUUCAAUCAACUGGAACAAAAAUUUACGAAGCAAAAUGACACCGCAAUUAAUUACAAAACUUUUAUCGACGAAUACCUAACAUCAGGUCACAUGCAACUUGCACGUGGCAACACGACACCGGAAUACUUUUUACCUCACCACUGUGUCUUACGCAACGAGUCGACAACAACUGCACUUAGAGUUGUGUUUAACGCAUCUGCAAAAACUUCUACUGGGAUGAGCCUCAAUGACCUCAUGUAUAGAGGCCCCAACCUACAACAAGAUCUACAGUUUUUAAUCUUAAAAUGGCGACAAUACAAGUAUGCAUACACAGCUGAUAUCGAAAAAAUGUUUCGACAGAUAUGGUUAAAUGAACAUAUGGUGAAAUGGAAGACCUUCGUAGCGAACAGAGUCAAGCAAGUGACUGAAAUAUUGCCUGGAAGCGACUGGCGAUACGUCAAAUCUCAAGAUAAUCCCGCUGAUUGUGCUAGCAGGGGUCUGACAGUCACUCAAUUAGAAAAGCAUUCUCUUUGGUGGCAAGGUCCAAGCUGGCUACAUUCAUACGAAGAUCAACCCGAACAAGCGUCGUUCGAAACAAAGCAAGAUCUCAGAACAAGAUGGUAUCUAUGUCAAAAAAUAUAUAACGACAUCUGGAAGAGAUGGCGUUCAGAGUACUUAACUCAAUUAACUACCAGAGGCAAGUGGAAGCAAAAUCAAGAAAACCUCAAAAUCAAUGAUCUGGUAGUCAUACACGACGACAACUUGCCAUCGGGACGGUGGGCCAUGGGGCGCGUCGUUGAACUCCACCCUGGCCCCGAUGGACACGUGCGAGUAGUUUCAUUAAAAACCAAGAACGGUUACCUUAGACGCCCGGUAGUUAAAUUAUCUUUACUGCCUAUCAAUCAGAACCCAAAUCAAGACAGCAAACAAGUUAAUACAGCAAGUAUAUCUCCAAUACAUGAAGAAAACAAGAAACGCGUGAAAAACAUUGGUUUCAACUUUAAAUCAAUAGUAUUGGCUCUACUUUAUUUUAUGAGCAUACUUACAACAACAUCAUGCACCUUCGUAAACACACCGCUGAAACAAAACCAAGGAAUUUAUUUCGAUAAAAUUUCGGAUAUGCAAGUAAUAAGAGACGACUGGACUGUAGUGGUUUAUUACAAGAUGGAACCAUACUGGCAAGGGAUGAAGACAUUCGAAAAUUACUUCAAUUACUUGGAAGAUACAUGCAAGAAACUGAACGAAGAAGUGCAUUGUGACGUCAUUCUAUGGCAGCUACGUCACAGCUACGACGAACUGCAACACUAUAAUACAAUACUGAUGACGCAACACACGCGCACACGCUCGCGCAGGCGACGCGGUCUAAUCAACGCAGUGGGCUCAGUGGCUAAUACACUGUUUGGAGUCCUAGAUGAGAAGUUUGCCGAGCAGUAUCAGAAAGAUAUUACUCUCAUACAUGAUAAUGAACAACAUUUGGCAUCACUGUGGCGAAAUCAAACAUCUAUCGUCGAAGCCGAAUAUAAUUUACUGAAAAGAAGCGAGGAAGCCAUCAAUAAGCAACACAAAUUAGUAAACAAACACCUAAUUAAAAUAGAAAACGCCGUGAACAUACUUAAUUCAGAGGUGUUCAACAUUUCACAAGCAAAUUACAUGACGUUGACCGCUGUAGCUGCAAGUAACAUGAUACACGAACUGCGAAAUAUGCAAGAAACCCUGCUGAAUACGGUCACCGACGUUUAUCAUGGAAGAUUCAACUUCCAUCUCUUAUCACCUGAACAACUUAGAAACGAGCUAAGUGUCAUAGCAAGUCAGAUCUCAAGUGAACUAACUCUGCCUAUAGAGAAUAUACAUGUUAGUUUACAAAACAUAUAUCAUUUAUUGAAUAUCAAGGCCAGAAUGUGCGAAGAUUACCUACUGUUUGAGAUAAAAGUACCUUUAGUCGGCAGAGAUUCCUUCGAAAUAUUUCAUCUCAUUCCCGUACCAACUGCAACAAAUCAUAGCAAGAUGAUAGACACGAUCCCAAUAUCAGAAUUCUUGGCCAUCAACUUAGCUAAAGAUGCUUAUAUCACGAUGAUAAAAGAAGACAUCUCCUCAUGUCAUCAGCAAGAGCAGACUUAUUUAUGUCAACUCAAGAAACCUGUAUAUCACCUCAAGAACAUGAUUCACCUCAACAAAAUUCAUAGAACAUGA